AUGAGUAAGCUUUGGACGGAGGAGCAGUUCAACUGCCCCGUGUGUCUGGACCUGCCCUCCGACCCGGUGACCAUCCCGUGCGGCCACAGCUACUGCAUGGCGUGCAUCGCCGACUUCUGGAGCACGGAGAAGACGAAGAAGAAGUCGCCGGGCGUCUACAGCUGCCCCGAGUGCCGGCAGACCUUCAGCCCCCAGCCGCCGCUCAACCGCAACACCAUGCUGUCCGAGGCCAUGGAGCAGCUGCGCAAGGGCAACAAGCUGAGCAGCGGCGCGCGCGAGACCAUCCGCAGAGCACAGGGCGCUAGCGUGCGAGCUAACGACACCGCUAAACCCGGAGCUAACGGGCGGCUGUCGUCGGCGGCGGCGGUGGCGGUGCCCUGUGACCAGUGCCCGGACGGGGGCCGCGAGGCGGCGAAGACCUGCCUGGUGUGCAUGGCGUCCUUCUGCGAGGCGCACCUGAAGCCGCACAGGACCAACGCCAAGCUGAAGGGCCACGAGCUCAUCGCGCCCACGGGCAACCUCGCGGAGAAGAUGUGCCCGCAGCACAAGUACCUGCAGGAGUUCUACUGCAAGCCCUGCCAGAUGUACGUCUGCUGGCUCUGCACCAGCAACCAGCACAAGGGACACGAGAGUGUGUCCACGCAGGCCCAGCGCACGGAGAAACAGAAAGAGGUAGAGGUGGCCCAAACACAGAACCAGCAGAGGCUCCAGGAGAGACAGAAGGAGCUGAAAGACAUGAAGAAAGUUCUGGAAUCAGUCACGCGCUCCUCUGAGAAGGCCCAGGCGGAGGUGGAGACGGUGCUGAGCGAGCUCCAGCGGUCGGUGCAGCGUCUGCAGGACCUGGUGGGGGAGGUGAUGCUCUCCACUGGGCAGGAGAAGCUAAGCGAGGCCCAGGACGUGGUGCAGAAGCUGCAGGCCGAAGUCAGGCUGAUGAAGAGGAGGGAGACGGACAUGAGGGACCUGAUCCGUUGCCAGGACAACAUCUACUUCCUACAGAACUGUGAGGCUCUGGUGUGUCCGGUGGAGGAGGGGGACUUGGGGAGUGUGUGUGUCAACCCCGACGCCUCCUUCGACCCGGUCCGCUGCACCGUCCUGGAGCUCCGUCAGCGGGUGGAGGAGAUGUGCAACCUGGAGCUCAACAACAUCAACAGGACAGGUGUGGACACACACACACACGUAACAGCUCACGACGAACCUCGGAUGCCAGGAACCGUGACGAACCAAGAGCUGGGACCUCACCCAGACCUCGACAGAGACAACAGAGACAAGCAAAUGAAGAUGACAGCUUGA
Clupea harengus (Atlantic herring) is the source of this 1290-nucleotide messenger RNA. It is a transcript of the gene trim25l, whose product is annotated as tripartite motif containing 25, like. The coding region runs from base 1 to 1290 and encodes 429 amino acids. The transcript is spliced from 7 exons. Gene Ontology annotation, molecular function: zinc ion binding; protein binding. The record is from RefSeq and is a predicted model, not a curated record. Lineage: Eukaryota; Metazoa; Chordata; Actinopteri; Clupeiformes; Clupeidae.